Molecule: messenger RNA, 501 nt
Organism: Symbiodinium pilosum
Lineage: Eukaryota; Dinophyceae; Suessiales; Symbiodiniaceae
Source: the annotation of a GenBank genome assembly
GUGCAGGGUUUCGCAGAUCCUGGCGCGGUUUUUUCGAUGACACGAAGCCUCCCAUCAUCAGAUUGGGCAAGGAUGACGCGUCCUCAGCAGUAAUCCUCCUCCACGGCUUGGGAGACACGGCGCAUGGUUGGGCAGGGGGGGCCUCCGUCCUGCUGAACAUGCUUCCCAACACGCGCUUCGUCCUGCCAACUGCCCCAGUGCAACCAGUGACGCUGAACGGGGGCUUACCCAUGCCAAGCUGGUACGACAUCGCAGGCUUGGAGGACAGGGCGGAUGAGAAUUGUGAAGGGCUGGAAGAGAGCUGCGCCACUGUGGAAGCUUUGAUCCAGGAACAAAAGUCUCAUGGCAUUCCUCUAGAGAAGAUCGUGGUGGCUGGCUUCUCGCAGGGGGGCGCGUUGUCCCUCUACACCGGACUUUCCCGCACGUACCGCUUGGGUGGGUUGGUUUGCAUGUCUGGCUACCUGCCCUUUGCACGCACUUUCACGCCCUCUCCAGAAGCCA